GGAAACUUGUGUCGAUUACAUUCUCCAACAUUGCAUUGCUCAACAUUGGUGAUACGAAGAUGAGCAUGAUAUGGAAGUUGAUAGUGCUACCUCUUCACUUCAAGCUUCUGCAAAACAUCCAUUACCGGAGCUGGAAAUCUACUGCUACUUGCUUGUCUUGAUAUUGCUGAUUGAUCAAAAGAAGUACAAUGAGCAAAAGCUUGCACCUCUGCAAGCAUUCUAUGAACUACUUACCGGUGACCUUGCUGAAAUUAGAGGUGAAGCUCCCAAAUAUGUUCAACCUUGACCUUGAUCAAACUCAUUAUUUGUUUUGUGGGGAAAGGAAGGUUAUGCCCUCUAGGCUAUAUUUAACUGGUUUUGUGAUUUCUCCUAUUUUUCCAUUGAAGAAUUUUGUCAAACUAAAAUUGAAUGAAAUUUUUUAUAUAGAUUAAUAAAUUAGAAUACACAGUUGGUAUGCUAUCUUGUGGAACGUAAAAAAAAUUGACCUGAAUUUGGGAAGAACUUGAAACAAUUUUUGCUGGCAUCUUAGCUUUUACCUUAUAAACAUCUUAAAUAUCUUCAGAUAUUUUUCUAUAUAUAUUUCAUGCCUUUCAAGUGUUUUAUAAUUAAGGUGCCUUUAUAGGGUUCAUGUUUGCAAACAUUGCUUGGCAUCCAAAAAAGUAAAUGCUUAUUUUACUUUAUUUACUUCUUGCUGUUAUUAUUUUUUUAUGAUACUAGGAUGCCUUUUUUUAUGUUCCAUUAAGGGUUUCAAAAUGCACAGCUAUGCCAAAAGUUAUUGCCCCAUAUAGAAUGGAGUGCAAGGCAUUUGCUUCUUGUACUCAUUUUCUAUCUUGAAGUUCUACUCAUGUAUCUUUUGGUUUUUUCAUUUUAGGUUAGAACAGAAUGUUGGUGAAUUUGUUGUGACUUUCCUGAGGGCAUACCAUGCAGGAUUCAGCCACAUGAGUUGCUUACAUUUUCUUUAUACUUUUUACCUUCUGCUAGAAUUUUAAGGAUACUAUGGUGUUAUAACUUCUAACAGCCAAUAGGUAUGCAUACUCAUUGCAUUUUUAUCAAUAACUAAAC
Rubroshorea leprosula is the source of this 1062-nucleotide messenger RNA. NCBI's taxonomy places the organism in Eukaryota, Viridiplantae, Streptophyta, Magnoliopsida, Malvales, Dipterocarpaceae. The record is from the annotation of a GenBank genome assembly.